CGCCAGCGUCAGGAGUUCAUGACGUCAGCCCUCGUAAACUGGAGGUCCACCCUUCAGUUUGUCUCCUCAGACCUCAGACACGUUAGUUUUGUUCCUCAUUUCCAUCCAGUCGAUGUUUCCCACUCGUCUCACAAUGGCCGACGUUUUUAGAGCCUCGGUGUUCGUGUUUGCGUUGGUUUUCUGCGGCGUUAUUGUGACCACAGAGGCGCAGACUCCUUCUCCAGCUCCGGCUCCUUGUGCCCUGAAAUCAAACACCAGCUGUGCUGACUGUCUGCAGAAUGUGGCAUGUUUGUGGUGCACACCAACCAAACAAUGCAUGGACUACCCAGUGGGGAACAUCCUGCCCCCCAACAGUGUGUGUCCAUUGAAUGAUGCACGGUGGGGGGUAUGUUGGGUAAACUUCCAGGUUCUGAUCAUCACCGUGUCAGUGCUGGCUGGCGUCCUCAUCAUUUCCAUCCUUUUGUGUUGCUUCUGCUGCUGCAAGUGUGAACGAGCCGGGAACAAGAGAGAGGAUGCAAAGGUAGAGCGACAAAGCCGCAUGAGGAAGGCCCGUCAGAAAGAGAGGAGAACAGAAAUGCAGCUGAGACAUGAUGAAAUCAGGCAGAAAUAUGGUCUGGCAAAGGAUAACCCAUACGCCCGUAUGGACGAUCGUUAAGAAGAAUCUCAGCCAUGAUUCCUUUAAAAAAAAAAAUCCCUUACUGAUGCCUUAUACAUUGUCCAAAUGUAGCACAUGAUAAACUGUGAUUGUCUGCUCUGAUUUCGGUGAGUUGGUGUUGUUGCCAAGAUGCUCUGAAAUCAUUUUUGACCGGAUGUGCACAACAAACAUCUUCACAUAAUGUUUCAUUUUUAUACAUGUUGCUCUCUACAGAAGCGUAUUGCAUUCACUUGUAAAAAAAAAAAA
Messenger RNA from Morone saxatilis (striped sea-bass), 901 nucleotides. RefSeq names its product PTTG1 interacting protein b (gene pttg1ipb). The record is from RefSeq and is a predicted model, not a curated record. NCBI's taxonomy places the organism in Eukaryota, Metazoa, Chordata, Actinopteri, Moronidae. The transcript is spliced from 7 exons. The coding region runs from base 113 to 655 and encodes 180 amino acids. Gene Ontology annotation, biological process: protein import into nucleus. Gene Ontology annotation, cellular component: nucleus; cytoplasm.